This is a messenger RNA of Rhodamnia argentea, 1512 nucleotides long. RefSeq names its product triacylglycerol lipase 1. Bases 116 to 1348 code for a protein of 410 amino acids. Gene Ontology annotation, molecular function: hydrolase activity, acting on ester bonds. Gene Ontology annotation, biological process: lipid metabolic process. Lineage: Eukaryota; Viridiplantae; Streptophyta; Magnoliopsida; Myrtales; Myrtaceae. The record is from RefSeq and is a predicted model, not a curated record. The transcript has 9 exons.
CAAAAAGAUGGGAAAAAAGGAGAGUGAAGAAAAAUGGAGAAAAUUGAAAAUAUGACGAGAUGAGCUCCGAUUCUGCCGCGAUCGAGGCAGUUGCUUCGCUCUCCCGCCUCAUCUGAUGCUUGGAGUAGACAUGGUGUUGUGCCCGUCGCGUUCCGCGGAGUCGGUGGUGGUGGUGGUGCUGCUGGCGGCGACCGGAUUCGUCUCUCUCUGCAGCUCCGACUCCGGCGAGGGCAUUGCCGCGGAUUCAGCUGCCCUGUGUUCCCAGCUCAUCGAGCCCGCCGGUUAUCCUUGCUCCGAACACACCCUUCAAACGAAGGAUGGUUAUUUAUUGGCUCUUCAGCGCGUCUCGUCCGGGAACAGGGAUUUCUGGGCACAACGGGGUCCUCCUGUUCUACUUCAGCACGGGCUUUUCAUGGCAGGUGAUGCAUGGUUCCUAGAUUCUACAGGCCAAUCUCUAGGCUUCAUCCUAGCAGACCAUGGUUUUGAUGUCUGGGUUGGAAAUGUGCGUGGAACACGCUGGAGCCAUGGGCAUGUAUCUUUGACAGAGAAAGAUAAGGAUUUUUGGGAUUGGAGUUGGGAAGACUUGGCACUGUAUGACCUUGCAGAGAUGAUACACCAUAUAAGUUCAAUAACCAGCUCCAAAGUUUUUCUUGUUGGACAUUCGCAGGGAACAAUCAUGUCUUUGGCUGCUUUAACUCAGCCUGACAUAGCAGAAAUGGUAGAGGCUGCUGCCCUUCUAUGUCCAAUAUCAUACUUGGGACAUGUCAGUGCUCCUCUUGUUCUUCGAAUGGUCAGAAUGCAUCUUGAUCAAAUGGUUGUCGCGUUGGGAAUUCAUCAACUCAACUUUAGAAGUGAAAUUGGAGUCAACCUUUUGGAUUCUGUGUGCGACGGACACAUAGAGUGCAAUGACUUGCUGACUUCCAUAACAGGGAAGAACUGUUGUUUCAAUAACUCGCGAGUGGACUUCUAUUUGGAGUAUGAACCCCAACCAUCAUCCUCAAAGAACUUGCGCCAUCUUUUCCAAAUGAUCCGCAAGGGUAGUUUUGCCAAGUAUGACUAUGGAUUUUUCAAGAACAUGAAGAUAUAUGGUCAGUUGAAACCCCCAGCAUACGAUCUUAAACGCAUCCCACAAACAUUGCCAUUGUGGAUGGCUUAUGGAGGCAAUGACGCGUUAGCAGACAUGGCGGAUCUCCAGCUCACUCUCGAAGAAUUGCAGUCCAAGCCGGAGUUACUGUACAUGGAGAACUAUGGUCACGCGGACUUUCUUGUGGGUUUGAAGGCGCAGGAAGAUGUUUACGACCAUAUGAUUAGAUUCUUUAUGUCGUUUGGGAAAUCGUCGAGUUCUUGAACUGAUGGACUCCUGCAAGUUAUAAGUACACGUGAUAUAUUGUUCAUCAGAAGUGUGUGAAAGAAGUAAAGUGGUAUGUCCUUCCCCAUCUUUGUAAAGCUGAUGAGGCCUGUAUGUUCAAACAUAUGCUGGAUGAUUAAGUUUCAGGGAAAUGCAUACAAGUU